Molecule: messenger RNA, 1452 nt
Organism: Cornus florida
Lineage: Eukaryota; Viridiplantae; Streptophyta; Magnoliopsida; Cornales; Cornaceae
Product: E3 ubiquitin-protein ligase PUB23-like
Exons: 1
Coding region: 35-1249 (404 amino acids)
Biological process (GO): protein ubiquitination
Molecular function (GO): ubiquitin protein ligase activity
Source: RefSeq, a predicted model, not a curated record
GUAUAGCAGAGAUGGAGAAGAUCUAGAACAAACCAUGGACUUUCCUCAACAUUUCAGAUGUCCCAUUUCCAAGGAGCUCAUGAAAGACCCUGUCACCAUCUCAACAGGAGUCACUUAUGAACGCAAGAGCAUAGAGAAAUGGUUCUUCACCUACAACAAGAAGAAUUGCCCGGCCACGAUGCAAACCAUUGAUAAUUUGGAGUUGAUCACUCCAAACCACACCCUCAAGAGGCUCAUCCUUUCAUGGCAAAGUGGCGGUUCACAGUCUUUUCCAUCAACCAAGCACGAUGAGAUAGUGUCCCUACUCGACACCAUCGACUCCACACCAUUCAAGGUUAGUUCUUUAAAGAAACUCCGAUCCAUUAUCGAAUUAAACGACGAUAUUGUGAAAGCUGAUUUUAAACAAUCUAAAGGGGUUGAAAAACUUGUUCUAAUAGUUGUCCAAGUUUUAGUCGAGAGCUCGGAUUUCAAUAGUUUUAGAGCUUGUGAGGAGGCUCUAGGUGUUCUACACCAACUCUCAAUAUUGUGGGAAGAAGAGGAAGGAAAUAUUAUCCAAUUGUUGUCGAAGCAGGAGUGCGUGAAGUCCAUGGCAAUCAUGCUUCAAAGAGGAAGUGCUUCGGUUCGAUUUCACACUAUUUUAAUACUCCAAAAGAUGGGCAAAGCUGGUUAUGAUUGGGACUUUGUGGCACAUGAUCAAGGUAUAGAUUUGUUCAAGUCGUUGCUAGAGCUUGUUUCUGAUGAGAUGUGUACUAAAGCAAGUUCAUGUGCCUUGGAAGUUUUGAUAGAGAUACUAAGUUCUUCGAAGAAGAAUCGAGUGAAGGCCAUUGAAGCCGGUGCCAUUUGUGUCCUUGUUGAGCUGCUUCCGGAUUCAAAUCAAUCCAAAUGUGAGAAAAUAAUGCUUUUAAUCAAAUUAUUAUGCGAAUGCGCGGAUGGUAGGUUGGCCUUUAUCGAGCAUGGGCUAGGGAUUGCUGCCAUAUCAAAGAAAAUGUUACGAGUGUCAAAUGUUGUAACAAAGAUUGGACUGAAGAUAUUAUGGUUGAUUUGUAGUUUUUGCCCCACGGAGAGGGUGUUGGAAGAAAUGCUUGUUUUUGGGUCGGUCAAGAAACUUGUUGCAGUGUUGCAUAUGGAUGGCAGGUCAUCAACAAAGGAGAAAGUGGUGAAGAUCUUCAGAUUGCAUGGGAAUUCAUGGAGGAGGUACCCUUGUUUUCCUCCCGAGUUAAUGGAUUAUUUGGGUUUAGUGAAUGGUUAAAUGAAAAGAAAAGAGAGAAAAGAAAAAAAAAAAAAAAAAAAAACUAAACUUAUUGGAUAUUUACAGGUUUGAUGUAGUAUGCAGCGCGCUUUUCUUAUUUACGGUUUGAUGUAGUAUGACUAUUUGUGUUUUAUGUAUGAAUCUAUAAAUGUUACGGUCUAUUCUAAAGAAUCAAAUAAUAUAAUUGUAUAUUCAAAAUCCAA